AUGGGACUGCGCGCGCUCUGCUAUAGCAGAGGUGACAAAGGCGACGGUAGCCCGGAUCCUCCAGCUCGACUGUUGACGCCAGCAGAGUCGGACCAGGAAAAGCCGAGUCAACCGACACCAAGCCCGCAGGCACCGAGCCAGCGCGAUCUGUGGAAAGAGGCAUAUGACAGCCUGGAUCUCUCCCAGCAGAAGCACCUUGGCUCAGAGGGUGUCCCUGCUACUGCGGCCAUCAAUCAAGUCGUCGAUGACACGACGGCCAAGUAUGAACAGUGGCAGAAGGGUGGUCUGAAGAUCCGUCGAAAGGAUGGAAAUGAUAUCAACCUGCGCGAUUGCUCCGAGAGAAUCCUGAAUGCAGCCUUGCAGGCCAGCGAUGUCAUCACGAAAGCUGUCUCUUUCGAUCCCACAGGCAAAGCAUCCACUGCUUGGAUGGUCAUCUCCUUUGGAAUGAGUAUUGUCCAAAACAGACUCGACCGUCGGGACGCUAUUUUCGCUGUCUCGGGGUACCUCGCCGAAACUCUUUCCUACUACACGUUGAUCGACGUCAACUACCGAAACCAGAAUGUCGGAGGUGAUAACAACCUCGACGAGGCCCUGCUUCGCGUUUACACGGCGAUACUCGAAUUCACGGUUGAGGUAAAGAGAGGGCGGGACGAGAAUGAAGCUAGAAACAGGUUCGGCUUCUUCAUAUGGGAACGCACUAACGGAAAACAGGCGACGGAGCAUCUUGCGAAGACAGACGCGGUCCUAGUGGGCGUGAAGAAUCUUGCAACAAAAGCGCUGACUGCCGAGGAAGAAGCCCAACUCAAUUGGAUGUCAGACGCCCCUUACUCGAAUCACCAAAGAGCUUUGCAAAAGAAAAAAGCCGAUGAUACUGGUGUUUGGCUACUGGAUUUACCCGAGUACAACAAUUGGAAGACGACUCCUGGAAGCCUUCUAUGGCUGCCGGGGAUUUCUGGCUGCGGAAAAUCUGUUCUCUGCUCUACUGUCAUCCAGGACAUCCAAGAGGACUGCUCACUGAAUCCAUCGAAGCUCCUUGGAUACUGGUAUUUCCAAUUCGGUAUCGAUGCAACUCAAAGCAUUGAUGCGAUGACCCGAUCGCUCAUCAGGCAAUUGAGUCGAUCACCCGUGGCGCCAGAGGUGACCAAAAUUUGGAAAGACCACCAUCUCAAGGGGAGCCAGCCUGAUACGAAUGCCGUCUCCGACGUUCUCGAUGAUCUCCUUUCCCAUUUGACCAGUGAUGUUUACUUAGUCCUCGAUGCGCUGGAUGAAUGCCCAGAAAACGAGGAAUCCAAGGAGAGAGCUCUGGUUCUUGACUUCCUCGAAAAGCUUCUUGAGCGACAGGGUAACGAGGCCCAGGUGCAUAUCCUGGUCACUAGUCGCCCAGAGCAAGACAUCAAGGAGAGACUUGAUCGAUUCUCAAAGAUUGACUUAGAAGCCCACCUGGCCGAGGAUGUGAAAACCUUUGUCAACUCAUCCCUUACAAAACGCCCCCUCAACAGAUGGGACGCGAGUAUUCAUCAGCUGAUCUGCGAUGAAUUGCUAAACUCCAAAGAACGACGUUUCCGAUGGGCAGAGUUGCAGAUCAUAGCACUUAAGAGAUGUCGUAAUGAAGAUCAGAUCAAGGACACCCUGAAAACAAUCCCUCAAACCCUGGAAGAGACUUAUCGCAAAGUCCUCGACAACAUUGACUCAAAAGAUGAGGAAUUGGCUCGUGAGAUUCUCAUGAUCAUCUGUCUCUCACCUGUGGUUUUCGACGCGAAGACAGUUGCAGAUAUGGUAAAAUUGCCUAUCCCAGGCAUCCUUGUCGAAAUCUGCACAACAUCGUUUAUCACUUUAUUCGAUGAAAACGUCCAGUUAGCCCAUUUCUCUGUGCCAGAGUUUUUGAUUGUCCUAGAAGAAGGGGGGCAUCACCACCCAUGCCAGUUUUCCGCUGCUAGUGGCCAUCGUUAUCUUACGGAGAAACCUGUGGAUAUUCUUCUUGAGCAGACGGAAGUCUUGACCCAAGCUACUGCAAAGAGCAAGGUUCCAUUCUUGUACGCGUCAAAGCACUGGCACACCCAUAUGACUGCUGCUGGAGGUUUCGAUCAGCUCUCACCAGAGCUACAGGCCAAGAUCAAUCUUCUAUUUACCGAACCCGAUGUUUACUUCAAUUGGGUACGGGCAGGCGAGAGUAACAGUCGAGACAAUGAGUGGAGUAAACUCUCCAAUGAGUGUCAGCCCCCAAUUCACAUGGCUUCCAUUAUGGGCCUGGCUCAAGCAGUGAACAGUCUGCUUGCCCAGGGUGCGGACCCUGAAAAACCAUACAACGUCGACCUUGACUACAAUUUCACAGGCGAUUCAUUCACCGUGGCUGCCAAUUGUGGGUGUUUUGAUGUUCUGCAAACGCUCCUGGAUAAAACCCCAACCAUAAAUCCUAGCGUGGUCGGAAUGAUUUUGUCUCACAUAGACCCUCUGAAACUUGGAAAAGUCCAGCUGGCAUCUAUUUUGCAAAAGCUAUGGGACCUCAACCUACUCCGCAACCAGUCCCCGGAUGCUGCCAAUGAAAUUGACGAGCAUUUGAUUUGGCGUGCGAUGGGUAAUAUGUACUCUGCAGUCGAUAUUAUGGAAGUUUUCAUAGAUUGGCAACAGAGCGGUUUGGUGCUGAUGCCGCAAAGCGUUUUCCUAAACGCAGCCUGCGAAAACAAGAAUGUGCUUGAACUUCUUCUCGAGCGCUGUCAGUUUCAGGUUUCACCAACCUUCCGAGAAGAGUUGAAGACCAAAUCGACCUUUGGUACGGCUUCUGGACUCGCUGUGCUGGCCAUCAAACGACCCGAUGAGUUUCCUGUGGACCAAGAACUUUUUGAAACAUUUGCACAAGGUCUUGGCCUGGACGAGAUGACUUCCAUAAUGCAGCUAAGAAAGUCGGAUGCUCUUGUUACGACGGAUAUACUGGAAAAAGCAGCUGGUAACAAAAACAUCUUCCCACUGCUUUGGCCCGAAAGGGAACCCAGCACAGUCAUCACCGAAUUAAUGAUAAUCAAUGCUGCAGCCAAUGAAUCCCAUUCGAAGGAAAUGUUAGGCUUCAUUAAAGAGCACAUGGAUCUGCAGAUGGGUUUGAGUGAGGAGACGAUUCACGAACUCUUGUCCACCACCUCCACAGAAGGGGUCGCUACUCUGGAUAUGCUCCUGAGCCUGCCAUCUUUGUCUUUUUCGGUGUCUGAAAGGAUAUUGGAGAUCAUAUCCUCACACAGAGAAUCGACGGAAAUGUUGACCCUUUUGGUGAGCAAGGGCUUUGAGAUCGCCAUCACAGAAGGUGUUGUAACGUCCGCAGCCUCAAACAAGUUCCAAGCUCCUGAGAUUGUCAAAUAUCUCAUGGGUCUUCACGGCAAGCCUCUUCCGGUCGCGGAAUCCACUGUUAUCGCAGGCGUCCAAAAUUCCAAGUUUGGCGCGGACGUUCUUGAAAUUCUCUCACAAAACACGCCACCCAGCCUAUUGACCGAUAAGGUUUUUGAAGGGGCAUGCCAAAACAAAGAUGCCCUGAUUACGCUCCUGAAAAGGCGCCGGGACAGCCUACCUAUUGGUCCGAUGUUAGUUCUUCUUGAGCACGAUCUUGUCAAUAUCGACGAGACUGUGGUUGAAACGCUGGCGAUUAACUUUUACCCCUUGAACGCUUUGUUAUCCUGGAAGCCCAACGUACCAAUCACCGAGAAGGCCCUUAUAGCCGGUGCAGCGGACGAGCGCUCAAUGCGGGUGAUGCUAGAAGCCGGAGCUCAUGAUGUACAUGUGUCAGAAGAUGUCUUGAUAGCUGCGACGCAAUCAUACGAAGCCAAGGACGUGAUAAACGUUAUACAACAUCGGUUUGGACCAAUCAACGUCACGGAGAACGUGAUGAGAGCGUGUAUCAAGAAAUGUGAUUUCCCAGUGAUGAAUUGGCUGGUUGAGCGGACGCCGGAGCCUGUGAUUGCAAAAUUUGUUUCGUGGGACACCUGGCAGGAUCCCGAUUUAUGGAGCUACAGAUCCAGAUGUGUCGUCCUGGUAGGAGGUAUUUUCAAGAAAACGGUUUCAAGAAUUUCCACCCUCAAGUCACUGGAUUUACCGUUUGAUCUCGACGAAGAGCGAAUCUCACGACUCAAGGAGUUAAUUUUCAAGAGAAGAGAAGAGCUGUCAGAGGUCCCUGCUACUGAUCUGGCCCCGCAGCUUCUUGUCGAACUGUGUUUCAAUGAAACAAUUGAGGAGCUCUGGGAGGAUCACCAAUUUGCAGUGACGGAUCGUUUGAUUGAAGCGACAGAGAGAAACAUGGUUGCGGACAAGGAGCAGCUGAAGUUGUUCCUGGAGCAAAAGAGAGGUUAG
Molecule: messenger RNA, 4329 nt
Organism: Penicillium brevicompactum
Lineage: Eukaryota; Fungi; Ascomycota; Eurotiomycetes; Eurotiales; Aspergillaceae
Exons: 6
Coding region: 1-4329 (1442 amino acids)
Source: RefSeq, a predicted model, not a curated record